AUGGCGACCACAACAGGCGGGAUCCCAGUCCUGGUCACUGGCCAGCAUGAACGCAUUGGCCAGCCCGUGUGCAAAGCAUUGUUGCCAGAGAUAUCCGCCGUCCACUUCACCCUGGUCGCGCACAUUGAGGAGGAGUUGCCUCUGCUGCUCGCGGGCGAGCGACCGAACCCCCCGAACAACUCGGUCGUCACGCCGGGCAAAUGGGAGCCCGAGUCAAAUCCUCCCGUCGCGCUGUUGCUGGGAGGGGCCUACACGGACGAGAUGGUGCAGAACCUGCGCGCGUCGUCGGGGUACGGUCCGGAUGACGUGGUCGCGAAGGGUUCGUCGCCGACGGCCCCGAGAAGAAUCCCCUGGAUCAAGAUCGACAGCGCCAAGUCGACCCUUGGUCCCCAAGACCCUGGGUACUCGGCCGACGUGGUCCGACGCCUCAAGCAGGCUGUGUUGAAGCUGCAGGCCGAUGGCAAGCUGGACGGGCAGCAUUGUGAGUUGUAUGCUGUUUGA
Pyricularia pennisetigena is the source of this 501-nucleotide messenger RNA. RefSeq lists its product as uncharacterized. NCBI's taxonomy places the organism in Eukaryota, Fungi, Ascomycota, Sordariomycetes, Magnaporthales, Pyriculariaceae. Bases 1 to 501 code for a protein of 166 amino acids. The transcript is spliced from 2 exons. The record is from RefSeq and is a predicted model, not a curated record.